GCCCGUAGAGCAGCAGUCAGACGUUAGCGAGACUUCGAGCCGAACAGAACUACUUUAAACUUCGACCGCCGAGUUCUGGAUUAAUUCAAAAAUAAUAAGAACAAAAAAUAGUAAAAAAAAAACGGCUGUGGAAACAGUGUCGAAAUCUUUUGGCAAAUAUUUGCCAAUUAAUAAAGCAAGUGUCUGUGGAGUGAAGUGAAUUGUGGUCUAAAACGCAAAAAUAGAAAGACCCAGCCAUGUCCGAGUUUGUGCGGCAGCAUGGCGAAUACGUGUGGGUUAAGCCGCAAAACACCACCAGUGAGUUCGCAGUGCCUUUCGGCGCCAGAAUAGUGAGGACGGAAAAGACCCAGACCCUGGUCUGCGAUGACCGGAACAAACAGUUCUGGGUUCCGGCGGGAGAUGUCCUGAAGGCCAUGCAUAUUACCUCCCAGGAGGAUGUGGAGGACAUGAUCACACUGGGGGAACUACAGGAGUACACUAUUCUAAGGAAUCUGCAGAAUCGCUAUGCCAAGCAGCUAAUUUAUACCUUUACUGGCUCUAUGCUGGUGGCCAUCAACCCUUACCAGAUCCUGCCCAUCUACACAAAUCGCGAAAUUCAACUGUACAGGAACAAGACCCUCGCCGAGCUGCCUCCACAUAUUUUCGCCAUCAGUGACAAUGCCUUCCAGAGACUCCAGAGGCUCAAGGAGAAUCAGUGCGUGGUUAUUAGUGGAGAAUCGGGUGCUGGGAAAACCGAGAGCACCAAGCUUAUACUUCAGUACCUGGCCGCCAUUAGUGGCAAGCACUCGUGGAUCGAACAGCAAAUCAUUGAGGCCAAUCCCAUCAUGGAGGCCUUCGGAAAUGCCAAGACUGUGCGGAACGACAACUCCUCGAGGUUCGGAAAGUAUAUAGAGAUCCGGUUCACACCCGAGGGAGCCAUUCAGGGCGCACGAAUCCAGCAGUAUCUCUUGGAGAAGUCCCGCAUCGUUUUCCAGAGCCGGGAGGAGCGAAACUAUCACAUAUUUUACUGCAUGCUGGCAGGACUAUCCGCUCCGGAAAGGGAGCGCUUGAAGCUGCAGGAGCAGUCUCCAAGCCAGUACCAUUACUUGGCUCAAGGAGGUUGUUUCACUCUGCCCGGCAGGGGAGAUGCCAAGGACUUUGCCGACAUUCGAGCUGCCAUGAAAGUGCUCUCCUUCAAGCCCGAAGAGGUCUGGAGUAUUUUCAGUUUGUUGGCAGCCAUUUUGCAUUUGGGAAACCUGCGGUUCAAGGCCACGGAAAUCGCCAACCUAGAGGCAGCCGAAAUCGAUGAUCCGCAAAACCUUCAAAGGGUGGCUCAAUUGCUGGGAACUCCCAUCUCCUCCCUGAAUGCCGCCCUCACCCAAAGGACGAUCUUUGUGCAUGGUGAGCAUGUGACCACCAGUUUGUCCAAGGAAGGCGCCUUAGAAGGACGAGAUGCCUUUGUCAAGGCCCUGUAUGAUGGCAUCUUUGUGCGGAUCGUACGGCGGAUUAAUGAGACUAUUGAUAAGCAAGUGGAUCGGCCCAUGAACAGUAUCGGAGUGCUGGAUAUAUUUGGCUUCGAGAAUUUCGAUAAUAAUAGCUUCGAGCAGCUCUGCAUUAAUUAUGCCAACGAGAAUCUGCAGCAGUUUUUUGUGGGACACAUUUUCAAGAUGGAACAAGAUGAGUACCAAAACGAGCACAUCAACUGGCAGCACAUUGAGUUCCAGGACAAUCAGCAAAUCCUCGAUCUCAUUGGCAUGAAGCCCAUGAACCUUAUGUCCUUGAUCGAUGAGGAGUCCAAAUUCCCCAAGGGCACAGAUCAGACUCUCCUCGAAAAGUUGCACGUUCAGCACGGAAAUCGUUCCAUUUAUGUGAAAGGAAAAACCACACAGACAUCUCUUUUCGGAAUCCGGCACUAUGCCGGCGUGGUUAUGUACAAUCCAUUGGGCUUCCUGGAGAAGAACAGGGACUCCUUUAGUGGGGAUCUACGGUCGUUGGUUCAGAGAUCAGCUAAUAAGUAUCUGGUGGAUAUCUUCCCUCAUGAAAUACCCAUGGAUACGGCCAAAAAACAGCCCACUUUGUGCGUGAAGUUUAGAAACUCAUUGGAUAUGCUAAUGCGAACUCUGUCGCAGGCUCAUCCUUACUUCAUUCGGUGCAUCAAGCCAAAUGAAUACAAGGAGCCAAAGAACUUCGACAAGGAGCUGUGUGUCCGCCAGUUGCGCUAUUCUGGCAUGAUGGAGACCGCUCGCAUCCGCCGGGCUGGCUAUCCCAUUCGCCACGCCUACCGCGCCUUCGUAGAGCGAUACCGCCUUCUGAUCCCACCAGUGGGUCCAUUGGAGAAAUGCGACUGCCGCGAGGUGACCAGACAAAUCUGCGAUGUGGCACUGCCCGCCAAUUCAGAUCGCCAGUUUGGAAAGACGAAGCUCUUCCUGCGGGACGAAGAUGACGCGAGUCUGGAGCUGCAGAGAUCCCAGGUGAUGCUCAAGUCGAUUGUGACCAUUCAAAGGAUGAUCCGAAGGAUUCUGUUCCGACGGUAUAUGAAGAAGUACCGCGAGGCCAUCAUUACGGUGCAGCGUCAUUGGCGGGGUCGACUGCAGCGCCGUAAGUAUCAGGUAAUGCGUCAGGGCUUCCAUCGCCUGGGAGCCUGUGUAGCAGCCCAGCAACUGACCACCAAGUUUACGAUGGUGCGAUGCCGGACCAUCAAGCUCCAGGCCUUGAUCAGAGGCUACUUGGUCCGCAAAGACUUCAAGAACAGGCUGCAGGAGCGAAGAAAGCAGCAGCAACUCAAGAAGGAGGAACUCCUACGGUUGGCCAAGAUAAAAGAGGCCGAAGAAGUGCAGCGCUUGAAGUUACUAAAGGAGCAAAAAGCCAAGGAGCAAAAGGAGCUGGAGGAGAAACGCCUGAAAGAGGAACAAAGACUCAAAGCCGAGGCAGCUGCUCGGAACGCUCUGGCCAUGGCUGCUGUUCAGCAACCCAAGAGAACCAGCCGGUCCUUCAAACAGGAGGCGCCCAAAGCACCCACCCUACAGGCCAGGAUGUCCCUGCCACCGCCUCCACCCACCAGUUACAUUGCCGCCGCACCACUGCCCAUCAGACCAGCCAGUAGCGCCACCAGCAGGAUCAACACCAUACCCGAGAGUCCCGGCACCAUCGAUGUGGAGUCCUCCAAGCAGAUGGUCGACGAUGUGUUCCGCUUCCUGAACGACGAGCCAGAUGCUGCCUUGAGGAAACUGAAUAGUAUCACCACAGGCAAUACUAUACGAUUACCGAAACAAAUUCCCAAUAAUAUCGACACUUCGGACUUUAGUUAUUUAAAAUAUGCCUCUACCUACUUUUGUGGAGGCGCCACCGCCCAACAUGAACGAAAGCCCCUCAAGCAAUCUCUAUUGCAACAUGAACAGCCUGUGGAUGAAAUGGCCUCAAAGGCCAUUUGGUUGACGAUUUUGCGUUUCAUGGGCGACUUGCCAGACAUUAAUCAAACUCCCUCCAUACUUUCCUUGGACAAUGCCAACCUCAUGUCAGAUUUGACGCGGCUUCUAAGUGUUUCUGGAUCUGUCAAGCCGCGUUUAUUUGUGCGACAAAGGCCCUUGAAACUGAUGGACGGUGGCCAGAGGGAAGUGGAGGAGUUCUACCAACAUUGGAUCACUGUUUCCAGCAGCCACUUAGAUAAAAUUAACUUUAUAGUUGGACAUGGCAUACUGAAAGAGAGCUUGAGGGACGAAAUCCUGGCUCAAAUCUGCAAGCAGUUGUAUCUGAAUCCUAGUCGAAACUCCUAUACCCGAGGAUGGUUGCUCCUUACCCUUUGUCUGAGCUGUUUUCCGCCGAGUAGCAAGUUCGAGCCGCAUCUGCGCAGUUUCAUGAAACAGGGAACGGCUCAGCUCCAGGCGGCGCCUGCCCUUCAGAGGCUGGAAAGGACCCUGGUCAAUGGAGUGAGAAGUCAGCCACCCUCCCUGUUCGAACUUCAAGCUAUAAGGGAGCGUCUUCCCCUGAAACUGGACAUUCAUCUGAUGGAUGGACAGCAGCGAAGACUGCAGGUGGAUGCAGCUAGCACGGCUCGAGAGGCAGUGAAUCAACUGUGCAAGGGACUCGGCUUAGUUAAUACUUUUGGCUUUGGCCUGGUAAUGUCGCUCCACGGAAAACUAUUCCCCAUGGGAGCUGGCCAAGAACACAUUCUGGACGCCGUUUCCGAGUGCGAGCAACGGCAAUUGGAUUCCCCUUGGAAGAUCUAUAUGCGAAAGGAAAUGUUUGCCACCUGGUACGAUCCCACGGUAGACUCCAAGGCCACACACUUGAUAUACAAACAAAUCGUAAAUGGCCUUAAGCUCGGCGAGUACCGCUGUCGAUCUGAAAAUGAUAUAGCCAUGGUGUGUGCCCUGGCUUGUUUCAUAGAGCACGGUCCCGGGGAUAUCAGACGCCUGAAGUCCUCUGAAAUCACAGCCUUUGUCCCGAGUGAUCUCUUGGCUCCUGGGGAGAAGGCCAUCAGCAAUUGGAGUCGCUUGAUUACUGCCACCUACGAGAAGAGCUCCUAUGUGAGGCAGGAACAGAAGGACUUGCUGGAGGAGGCACAGCAAAGAGCCAAGGAGGACAUAUGCCUUUUCGCUCACCUAACCUGGCCCAUGAGGCAUUCCCGUUUGUUUGAAGUGGUCCGCCGAGAAGGUCCUAAGCUGCAGAGCGAUGACUUGAUGCUGGGUAUCAAUGCCACAGGACUCUUUUUGAUUGACGAAACCGAGCAGGUGCUGGCCUCCUGCAGUUUCGCCGAAUUACUGAAAGUUUACAACGAAGUCAACGAUGAAAUCCAUGUCCUGACCUUCCAACAAGUCAAUUUCGUCCUGCAGUGCAGCACUGCCCAAGAUGCCAGUGAAAUGAUCAACUAUAUGCUGGAAAAUCUCCAAGAACGAUCGAGUUAUGGAAUAGCUUUGGACAACUCACAGGAUACGGAUCAAGAGGAUUUCCUGGUCCUGGCACCAGGUGAUCUCAUCGAAUUCGAAGCUGGAGUAACUGGAUCCAAGAUUUUAAGCAGUAAUGCCCAGGACGUUUAUAGGGGUUGUGCAAAUGGUCAGUGGGGUAACUUUGCAGCUGGAAAUGUUAGGGUUCUAGCCACCCUAACUAAGCCCAGUGCCAAGUUGCAGGAAAUUUUCAAGGAAGGACACUUGGAUGCUCCCCCGAAACCAAUGCCCAGAUCGGUUCACAUAAGACGUCGUCAACAUAAUAUUUCUCAGCUGGCUGAGACUCAAUUUAGGGAACCAAUAGAAACCGAUAUGGCUCCUUUGACGAAGUAUUCCCCAGAGCCGCUGAAGGCUCCUCUGCUUAAAGCUGUCGUGAAAGUGGCUCCCCUCUUUCAGCAGGCUUUGGUUAUUCAUCAUCACAUACUCAAGUACAUGGGUGACAUUGCCAGGAGCAAUUUGCCAGUGAACACGGACCUUAUUUUCCAACCUGCCUUGCAACACCCUCUCCUCUGCGAUGAACUCUACUGCCAGUUGAUGAAACAGCUGAGCGAUAAUCCCUCGGCCGAGAGUGAGAAGCGGGGCUGGGACCUGCUCUACCUGGCAACAGGACUCGUGGCACCCAGCGUCCUGGUUAUGAGGGAGCUGAUUAUCCUUCUGCGCAUGCGAGCCGACGGUUUGGCCGAUGCCUGUCUGAAGCGCUUGAAACGAUCUUUGGCCCAGGGUCAGAGGAAGCAGGCACCCCACCUCAUUGAAGUGGAGGGCAUCCAGCAGAGGUGCCUUCACAUCUACCACAAAGUAUACUUCCCCGACGACACUGUCGAGGCCUUCGAGAUCGAAUCCCAUACCCGUGGAGCUGAGCUCAUUGCGGAUAUCGCCCAGAGAUUGGAGCUUAAGUCUCCAGUGGGCUAUAGUAUUUUCCUGAAAACUGGGGACAAAGUUUACGCCAUGCCCGAGGAGGAAUUUGUCUUCGAUUUUAUCACACAACUUAUUUUUUAUUUGCGGCAGCAGAAGACCCUUCGCUCCAUGUCCGACGGUCACUACCAAUUGCAUUUUAUGAGAAAACUCUGGCUGAACAAUCUUCCUGGCGAAGAUCUGAAUGGCGACAUUAUAUUCAGUUAUCCGCAGGAGUUGCAUAAGUAUCUGAAGGGCUACUAUCCCAUCGACUGCGAGCAGGCCUCGCAUCUGGCAGGACUUCUGUACAGUGCGGAUCAUGAGGUGAGCCUGCAAAGGCUCCCGGAGGUUCUGCCCCGUUUGGUUCCCGAAGACUUGAUUCCCCUGCUAACGGUGGCCGAGUGGAGACACCAAAUCCUGCCCAGAUUGCACCACGACAACAUUACAGAGGAUCAAGCCAAGAUCCUGUUCCUCCAGGAGCUGUCCCGGUUCAGCUGCUUCGGCUCCACAUUCUUCGUGGUCAAGCAACAAAACGACGACACUAUUCCCGAAACCAUACUAAUUGCCAUAAACAGUUCCGGCUUCCAUCUCCUGGAUUUGCAAACGAAGGAAGUUCUUAGGAGCUACGAAUACUCCCAGCUGGGCAUUUGGAGUUCGGGCAAAAACCAUUUCCAUAUAAGAUUUGGCAACAUGAUUGGCGCCUCCAAGCUGCUGUGCAACACGAGUCAGGGCUACAAGAUGGACGAUUUGCUGGCCUCCUACUCGAGGUACUUUAAUCAAGCUGAGUAAACUCUGGUCUUACUCUCCGGUCAAAUAAAAAUCGUUCUUAGAAAUAA
Molecule: messenger RNA, 6649 nt
Organism: Drosophila ananassae
Lineage: Eukaryota; Metazoa; Arthropoda; Insecta; Diptera; Drosophilidae
Product: myosin-VIIa
Exons: 10
Coding region: 237-6602 (2121 amino acids)
Cellular component (GO): cytoskeleton; myosin complex
Molecular function (GO): cytoskeletal motor activity; ATP binding; protein binding
Source: RefSeq, a predicted model, not a curated record